Messenger RNA from Oryza sativa Japonica Group (Japanese rice), 3447 nucleotides. RefSeq lists its product as uncharacterized. Gene Ontology annotation, cellular component: nucleus. Lineage: Eukaryota; Viridiplantae; Streptophyta; Magnoliopsida; Poales; Poaceae. Gene Ontology annotation, molecular function: histone binding; chromatin binding; acyltransferase activity, transferring groups other than amino-acyl groups. The record is from RefSeq and is a predicted model, not a curated record. Gene Ontology annotation, biological process: positive regulation of transcription by RNA polymerase II.
CCCGCUCCUGCCGCCGUGAGCCCCCCUGCCUCUUGUCUCGCGGCCGCUGAUUGCUUGCCGGUGUACGGGAUCGUCGAAGGAGCUUAACGGCGAGAUGACGAAGCCGCCGUCGCCACCACCGCAGCAGACGGCGGCGACCACGGCGCGGGGGUUCGAGGUUACCUGCGUGAAGGAUCUCCUCCCGCUCCUGCAGGGCGUCCCCGUCACGUAUCGCUUCGAGAAGCACAACGCGAAGCUCGAGGGGACGGUCGCCGCCGGCGGCUACGCCUGCGCUUGCCCCGCCUACGCGGGCUGCGACUACCGCGGCAAGGUGCUGUCGGCGCUGCAGUUCGAGAAGCACGCGGGGGUGACGUCGAAGAACCAGAACGGCCACAUCUUCCUCCGCAACGGCCGCUCGCUCUACGAGCUCUUCCACAAGCUCAGGGAGGUGCCCGCCGAGAAAUUCCCCGAGGCAUUCCGGAUGGCCGCGGGGGUGCCCAUGACGGUGCUCGCCGCCGCGGCCGCCGCCGCCGCUGAGGAGGCGCCGCGGGAGCGGGGGCUUGGGCCGGGGCCUGUGGCGGCGGAGCAGCCCCCGGCCUCGGCGACGCCCCGACCGCGCCCGACCAUGGAGAUGCUGACCGAGGAGGAGAAGGCCGGUUUGUCUCUCCUUGGCUUGAGGGCAAGUGGCUCAAGGACCGAAAUAAAUUCCAUGGACGGCAUUGAAGGGCUUGCUACAGAAGCGAUUGGGAAUGCACCAAGCAGUGACCAUGCGAUGCUUGAUGCAGAAGAGAUGGGGAAUGCAGCUGCUCAGCGACCUAGGAAUAGUGGUCUUUCCACAACCACAACUGUUAAAGUGCCGGUGACAGCACGCAAUAACCAUGCAAUGCCUGAUGCAAAUGAGGUGAGGAAUGCUGAUGGUGGUCGGUCAGCAACCCUUGCUGUUAAACUGGAGGUUACAUCUGGCAGUGACCAUGCAAUGUCUGAUGCGAAAGAGUUGAAGAAUGCAGAUUAUGAGCAACCUAGGGAUAGUGUGCUGGCAACAACCUCUGCUGUUAAAGUGCGAAUUGGAGCAGCCAAUGACCAUGCAAUGCCUGAUGCGGAACAGACAAGGAAUCCAGUUCUUGAGCAACCUUGGGAUAGUAGCAUGUUAAUAACCGCUCCUGUUAAGGUGCGGGUGACAGAAACCAAGUAUCGGCCAGAGAGUAUACUGAAAGAUGUAAGGGGAUUGCUGUCCACUGGUCUUCUUGAAGGCUUCAGGGUAACCUACAAGAAGAAUGAGGUGGAGAGGAUUGGAAGAAUAAAUGGACAAGGAUAUUCUUGUGGCUGCUCAGAAUGUGGAUAUAGAAAUAUAAUGAAUGCAUGUGAGUUUGAACAGCAUUCCGGUGAGUCGUCUAACAAUCAAAACAAUCACAUAUUCUUGGACAGCGGGAUUUCUUUAUAUAUGGUGAUACAAGGACUGAAAUACACUAAACUUGAUAUGCUUGGGGAUGUGAUUGGAAAAGUGAUCAGUCUCCCUCCAAAUAUGAUUCAAUACGAAAAGUGGAAAGCUUCGUUUCAACUGGAAAAGGAUUAUUUCGAUGAUGCACCUUCAGAUCCUUGUUCAACUCAAAGCUCACAAGAGUCGAAUAUUGCCUUGACGGAUUCCUUGAAAGACUCAACCAGCAACGCCAGUUCAAUCCUCAACUGGAGUUCAUUCAGGAGGCGUUCAGAUAGGCAGUUCAAACGAGGAGGCACUGAGACUUCGACUCCAAUCUUGAGUAGAAGCCCUGAGAAAGAGAUAUCUGAUCUAUCUACAAGCACUUCCAUGAAGAGUGAAGAAACUCCUAGUGAGAAUACUGCAGGGCUUCUCACUACUGAUGUUACAGUAAUUCAAGAUCCUCCACCAGACCACAAUGUUGACUCAAAUUCAAAAGAUUUGGGGCAACCAAAAGUGAGAGAUAACACUUUGCACCCGAUGCUCUUCAAGGAGGGGGGCCUUCCAGACUAUACUUUGUUAACUUACAAGUUGAAGAACGGAGAGGUUCUAAAGCAAGGAUAUAAACUUGGGACAGGUAUAAUCUGUGAAUGUUGCAGUAUUGAGGUGCAGUAUACUCCUUCACAAUUUGAAAAGCAUGUUGGAAUGGGGAGAAGACGGCAACCGUACCGUAGCAUUUAUACUUCAGACGGAUUAACACUUCAUGAGCUGGCACUGAAACUGCAGGAUGGUUUAAGUUCAAAUGUAAAUAUUGAUGAACUCCCUACUCUUACUUCAGGUUCUGGCAAAGAGUAUUCGACCACUAGCAGACCUAUUAUUGUUCCCUUGAAGCGGACACUACAAGAAAGAGUACUUACAGUAGAGAGCUGUUAUAUGUGUCGGAAACCCCAUACGGUGCUUGGAGUUAUUAGUGUUGACAUGAUUGUCUUCUGUAACCAGUGUGAGAGAGCAUUGCAUGUUAAGUGCUACAACAAUGGACUUCAAAAACCAAAGGCACCUCUGAAAGUUUUGGGAGAAUACACGCAAUUCAACUUCAUGUGUUGUGAGAAAUGCCAGUUGCUACGUGCUUCUUUACACGAAGGACUGAAAAAGAGGGAAGAUAUUGCCUUUCUCAGACGGAUAAGAUACAACAUUUGUUGGCAACUUUUAAAUGGAACGAAUAUGAGGAGCGAUGUGCAACAUCAGGUCAUUGAGAUCUUCAAAGAUGCAUUUGCAGAAACAGCUCCCCAGGACAUUGAUGACAUAAGAAAUAUGGUUAAUUCAAAGGAUACAACUGGAGAGAAGGAUUUUCGUGGAAUCUAUUGUGCAGUGUUAACCACAAGUACAUUUGUUGUGUCAGCUGCAAUUCUGAAAGUGCGUACAGAAGAAGUUGCAGAACUUGUCCUUAUUGCUACGCAUAAUGAGUGCAGAAAGAAGGGUUAUUUUUCGCUUCUUCUAAGUCUAAUUGAGGCGCAUUUAAAGGCCUGGAAUGUCCGUCUUCUUACGGCACCUGUUGAUCCUGAAAUGGCACCAAUCUGGUCUGAGAAACUUGGGUACACUAUUUUGUCAGAUGAACAGAAGCAUUCUAUGCUGAUGGCACAUCCCUUGGUGAUGUUUGCGAACCUAAGCUUGGUGCAGAAAUCACUUGCUUGAGAAGACCGAUUACGCGGUUUUUAGGAUAAAAUGUUACCUUUGGAGAGCAACAGGACAGUUUUUGUAGCCUGCCAUCUUUUUAAUGGAUGGUUCGAGGCUCAAGAUGUAUAGAGAAGAGAGUAGAGGCAUCUCAGUAGAUUUUUUUAGCAAGUAGUAAUCGGCAAAAGAAAUACUAAAAAAAAGAGUAGUUUUUGUGAUUAACGUCGAGUGAAUGAUUCGAAGCUGAAGUACCUAAGAAUAGAAGCGUCUCUGACAUUAUAUACUCUGCUGAGAGGGUUGCGUGUGUGAUGUACAUCAUUUGCCACACAUGUUCUCAGUUCCUUACUUUCUUAAUGUCAAUUAGGCAUAUUAAUAUCCUGUCA